AUGCCCCUCCUACUCGGGGAUUGGAGGUGCUCAGGGGGAGCUGGGACGCACCUCCUGGACUCGGAGACAGCAGCAGCUUCUGCAGGUUCAACAGGCCUCUGCCCUUUGGUCAAACAAAAACCUGCAGCUCCCUUUCCAGCACCCAUCCCCUUCUUUUGGUUAACCAGAGAGAGGAGGAUGGCCUAUACUGAGGAGGACAGAAACAGCUAUGAGGUGUACAAGGAAACAGCAGAUUGGUUACGUGCCCAAACCGUCCGGCGCCCAAAAAUCGCCAUCAUCUGCGGAUCCGGACUGGGGGGCCUGGCUGACGUGUUGGAUAACAAGACAGUCUUUCCCUACGAGGACAUCCCUCACUUCCCACGGAGCACAGUUGCAGGGCACGUUGGCAGGCUGGUGUUUGGGGAGCUGAGCGGGCAGCCCUGCGUGUGCAUGCAGGGGCGUUUCCACUCCUACGAGGGCUACUCUGUCAGCACGGUCACCUUUCCCAUCAGGGUCUUCUUUCUCCUGGGAGUGGAGAUCUUGAUUGUCACAAAUGCUGCUGGAGGACUGAAUCCCCACUUCCAAGUGGGGGACAUCAUGUUCAUAAGAGACCACAUCAGCUUGUUUGGCUUGGGAGGGCAGAAUCCACUGCGUGGACCAAAUGAUGAGAGGUUUGGGGUGAGGUUUCCCUGCAUGUCAGAUGCUUAUGAACAGGAUCUGCUGGGCCUGGCAAAGGAGAGUGCCCAGGAGCUGGGCUUCCUGAGCUUCACCCGGGAAGGAGUGUACUGUGUGCUGGCCGGGCCCUGCUACGAGACCGUCGCCGAGUGCCGGGUGCUGCAGGCGCUGGGAGCCGACGCCGUGGGCAUGAGCACUGUCCCAGAGGUGAUUGUGGCCAGGCAUUGUGGCCUCCGAGUCCUUGGGAUCUCCCUCAUCACCAACAAAGCGGUGAUGAGCUAUGACAGCCAGGAGAAAGCCAACCACGAGGAAGUGCUGCGCAUCUCGGUGGUCCGGGCUGAGGCCCUGCAGAAGCUGGUCACACACCUCCUGGGGAAGCUGGGGGAAAGCACAAACUCUCUGUGACCCCCCAGCCAUCCAGCAUUCAUAUCCUAACGUGUGAACACUAGCAAGUGCUGGGGGAGAGCCGUUGGUGGGACUGUCCCCUUCUGCUCUCCUCCCUUUGAAUAGACCUUUUUAUCUUUGUGCUUUGUCUGAACAGGUGCAGAGGUUUGCUUUGAAUCCUGCCAGAAUGAUCCCCUUGUUAGUAGCCAGUGGCCAAAGCAGGUUGCUGGCACUUAAACACUCUGGCACAUUCCCAAGCCCCAGUGUUAGCAAUGUGAGCUCCAGCUCCCCCUGGUUCUGCUGUCUCUCUUGGCACAACACCCUC
This is a messenger RNA of Manacus vitellinus (golden-collared manakin), 1363 nucleotides long. It is a transcript of the gene PNP, whose product is annotated as purine nucleoside phosphorylase. The record is from RefSeq and is a predicted model, not a curated record. Gene Ontology annotation, molecular function: purine-nucleoside phosphorylase activity. NCBI's taxonomy places the organism in Eukaryota, Metazoa, Chordata, Aves, Passeriformes, Pipridae. Gene Ontology annotation, cellular component: cytoplasm. Gene Ontology annotation, biological process: nucleoside metabolic process.